AUGGUGACGCUAAAUCAGCAAAAAUUUUGGCAACCGACCACAGGAAUCUCGAGAGAAUGUUCGGAUAAUGGUCCUCAACAUGACUCUUCUCGAGCGUCAGGACAAUCCAUUACUCACGUAGAAAGAUGUGAGGCAAAUGGCUAUGUGCCGUGGAAAAGCAGACCACAUGACGGGAAUGAAUUGGGAGACUUUGUGUCACAAAAUCGCCAGUCUGCCGAGGAGACUAUACACGAAACGUCUGCUCGCGAUACACCAGCCGCUGAUACCAACUCUGAUUAUCCUGAUUACCCCGAGGAGGUCGCACUCUAUCCUUCCUCUCGAGUUAGCAGUAGCCCUUCCGUCACUGGUCUGGAUGGCCCUGGGACGUCAAGGGUCUUCGAUGUAUUUCAGGACGACCCAGCCGAACAAGAAUGCGAAAAUGUGCAUGAGCGGUCUAGUUCAAAAGGCAAGAAGCGAGCCCUAGAGAGACCAGAUUCUCCACGGAAACGACCCCAGACCCGCUAUUUGAACACCGCAGAUCCGGAACUUGAACCGACAAGAAGAAGAUGCAGUCGAAGAGAUGAACGCCCAUUCCAAGACGAAGAAAGUCAUUCGCAAAAGCAUUCCAGCAUUAGGGACUCAAUACGAUACUUGAAACACUUCUAUGGUUUGGCCAGCGCUGAAGCUCAAUUCUCAGAUGAUUUGGUCGAUGGCGGUGUCUACAGGGAAAGUCUCGUCGUGGUUCAGAACGCAAUCAAAUUUCUCCAACACUCAUACGGCAUUAUUGCAACAAGCAAUCUGUUAACGACUGAGACCGAGAACGAUAUAUCCAAAACAAGGCGACGUUACUCAGCGACAAGUAAGAAGUGGGAGGCCGAAGAUGAUCAUCUGCUGUCAGAACUGAGGGAUGACCAAAAGCUGGGGUGGACGUCUAUCUUUCGCUACUUUCCCAAACGGAGCCCGUCGGCAGUAAGGCAGCGCCAUUCCAUCAUUCGCUCCAGAAUGAGCGAUAGCCCCUCAAGUAAAGAAAACGAUCCGAAAAGCUCUCGCCAGCCAGUCAAAUCCUCAUCAGACAUCCGAAAAAGUCACAGGUUGAGUCGGCGCUCUGAGAUUGGGGAAAAGAGCAGCAGAAUUGAACGACAGCCAAGAUACCUCACGCGCUCAAGGAAAGGUUCUCCGAGCACGCCAAACUCAGCUUUCAUCGACCCACGGCUUCGCAAUCUUGGAAAUGCCUAA
Molecule: messenger RNA, 1215 nt
Organism: Penicillium canariense
Lineage: Eukaryota; Fungi; Ascomycota; Eurotiomycetes; Eurotiales; Aspergillaceae
Product: SANT/Myb-like DNA-binding domain-containing protein
Exons: 2
Coding region: 1-1215 (404 amino acids)
Source: RefSeq, a predicted model, not a curated record